Messenger RNA from Plasmopara halstedii, 435 nucleotides. RefSeq lists its product as uncharacterized. The coding region runs from base 1 to 435 and encodes 144 amino acids. The transcript is spliced from 5 exons. The record is from RefSeq and is a predicted model, not a curated record. NCBI's taxonomy places the organism in Eukaryota, Oomycota, Peronosporomycetes, Peronosporales, Peronosporaceae.
AUGCCUCCUUCAACUGUCAAAAGUAAGAAGUUAAAGACCGACUCUGGGGAAGAUGAUGCUUCAACAACACGGGUCAAGAUAAUUGACGUCGCGCCACCCAUUAUCAACGAGUCCGAUCCAGUGUACUACGUGACCCUUGAUAUGCGGCUACUCAAUUGGAACUAUCUCAACUUUAAAUUUCGGACGAAGACAACCACGCGAUUAUUCGCCAUCAAGCAACGAAUUCAAAAGCAGCAUGGCCCCAUUUUGGAUCUUAAAAUUUGCAAAGAGCACUAUUCUGAAGCCAAUGAAUUAAGGGAUGACAUGAUGACCUUGGCGGAAUAUGGAAUUACAGGUGCAGCAGACGGCGAGCCUGAAGUGGUGUGCUUGAUACACUACGACUUCAAACCCGAUCAGUAUGAUAACCCGCUACUUCUCGCUAGCGAAGAAUAUUGA